CAGGAUUUUUAUCAAUUUAAGAGAAAACAUAAGAAAUUGAUACCUUUGUUAGCAACCUUAAUUGCUCAUCCAUUUAUGAUACUUUCUUUAUAAAGAAGUGUAUGUUACUGAUUGGCAUGAAUAUCACUAUACUCACUUUGAAUAAACAGGACCUUCGUUUUUUGAAACAAAUGGCACUUACAUUUUUAAUGAGCUUCGGUCCGUUUAACGAUGACUACAUUGUAAUAAUGUAUUACAUCAUUUUGACGAUUGUUUGCACCUUUUUGAUAGCACUUGUCGUUGGAGGGUUUUGGAUGAUACUAGUUGUAUAUAAAGUAAGUUCGAUUUAUAACACUAUGGCUUUUUUGGAAAUUUCAUAAAAAUCAUGAAAUAAAGUUUGUAAAUUUGUUUUAAAUUUCAGAAAAAUCGUGAAAUGAUGAAGCCUUUAAUGAUAGUUCAAUCGAUUCAGCCAGUUAUGAUUUAUUUAUUUUAUGUGAUGUUUAUUCUGCAAUAUGUAUUAGAAGUUUACGCAAAAUUAUUAAAACUAGGAUGAUCAGGUACGCACCCUUUCCAUCAUACCACUUUUG
Messenger RNA from Chironomus riparius, 566 nucleotides. Lineage: Eukaryota; Metazoa; Arthropoda; Insecta; Diptera; Chironomidae. The record is from the annotation of a GenBank genome assembly.